AUGCCCCUGAAGCCAUACACCAGGGACAAGGACUCGUCCUCCCUCCUCCGCUGGGACGAGGUUCCCGAUGACUUCGUGGAGUGCUUCAUCCUCUCGGGCUACCGCCGGCUGCACCUCACCGCCCAGGAGUGCCUGGCCUCCAUCUUCCAGCCCACCAACGAGACCCUCAACUUCUGGACCCACUUCAUCCCGCUGGUCCUGUUCCUCAGCAAGUUCUACCAGGUGCUGUUCCUGGCCGGCGAGCUGCCCUUCCACCACCCGGCCCUGCUGCCCCUGUGGUGCUAUGCCUCGGGGGUCCUCCUGACCUUCGCCAUGAGCUGCACAGCCCAUGUGUUCAGCUGCCGCUCGCUGCGCCUGCGUGCCGCCUUCUUCUUCCUGGACUAUGCCUGCAUCAGCUACUACGGCUUCGCCAGCACGGUGGCUUACACCUACUACCUGCUGCCCCGGCUGGACCUGCUGGACCCGACCGUCAUGACCCCCUACCUGCACAGCCUGGGCUGGCACCGGGUGGACUACAGCCUGCUGCUGGGGGUGUACGGCGAGCUGGUCCUCCCGGUGGCCUUUGUGCUGGCCGUGACCUGCACGGUGGCUUGCUGUAAGAGCCGCUCCGAGGACUGCUCCUACCCGUUCGCCAUCCGCACCUUUGUGUUCGCCAUGCCCCUCAGCAUGGCCUGCCCGGUGAUGAUCGAGAGCCUACUGUUCGACCUUCGCAUGAAGAACCCCACGCUCUUCGUCCAUUUCUACCGGAGGUAUUUCUGGCUGCUGGUGGCCGCCUUCUUCAAUGUCAGCAAGAUCCCCGAGAGGAUCCACCCGGGGCUGUUUGACAUCAUUGGGCACAGCCACCAACUCUUCCACAUCUUCACCUUCCUCAGCAUCUAUGACCAGAUGCACUAUGUGGAGGAGGGCUUGGAGCAUUUCCUCAAGGCUCCAGCCACUUACCACUUACCAACUUUCUCUGGCACUGUAGGUUACAUGCUGCUGCUGACCCUGUGCCUGGGCUUGGUAGUGAGGACCUACCUAAAGGGACUUACCAACAUCAAGCAGAACUAACCAAAAUACACAUAAGUCAGGCUGCAACCACUGGGGAAGACUCCUCUCAUUCAUUUAAGGCAAUUUUAGGCAAACCAGAUGUUGUGCACUAUAUGUUCUCUGAUGCUUGGCCAGCAUUAUAGCUGCAAGAUAAUUAUAGGAGAUGUAGUCCACAGCGUUUGGAGUGCCUGUAUUAAGGCAAGGGUGGCCCAAAGAUAGAUAGAUCUCUAGAUGUUGUAGUAGAGCAACAAACCCUCUGAAGCUUUGCCAAAGCAUCAUAGGAGUUGCAGUUCUACAUCAGCUGUUUGCCUAUCUUUAGGCCAAGGGUAAGUAACCUUUGGUGCUCCAGAUGCUGUGGACUACAUGUCCCCUGAUGAUUUGCCAGCAAUAUGGCUGUAGUAGCAUUAUGGGAGGUGUAGUCCACAACAUCAGGAGUGCUGAAGGUCUCCUUCCCCUUAUUUAGGCAAUCUGAAUGGCUGUUCUGCUGUGGACAAUCCCUGCAAUCAGGAAGAUCUAUGACAAUAAUAGUGCUGCAGGUCUCUGAUGCAAACUUAUUCCUAGAGUGAUAUUGAUAUGUUUAUUUAUUUUUUUAAUUACCUUUCUUCCAGGGAUCAAAAGAAUGAGGCACCUGGUCCUAAGGCAAUGCAUGUGUUACAAAAAUCUAUAUCACUUUCACUAGUGAUGGUUUGUAUCAGAAAGCAGGUCAUUGUGUGAACUUUGGACAGGAUCAGUAAUAAUCCCUAGUAAUCAGUUUAACAGCCAUAGCAGGUAGUUUGUAGUUCUACAAGAGCCCAUUCUAGCCCCAGGCCCAGUUUGCCAUGUAUGUCUAAAGUGGUUGCAUCCUCAGCUGGAAUGGUUCAGUCAUGUAUUAGCCUCAAGCCUUUUAAAGAUGCAUUCACUCUACUUUGCUGAUGAGAAAACAUUUUUUUAAAGCAUACCAAAUUCUACCCCCCACCCCUUCCCUUGCAUUUUUUUAAUUCAUUCAGGUCUUUGUAAGCUAGAGGCAUAAUCAUUUAAAAACUAAAAUAUGUGGAGCUGAGGAAUAAGUUUCAAAAUGUAGGCAAUAAUAAGCAGAAUUGGGAAAAAAGACAGCUCUACCAUAAUGUCAUUUUAAUUUUUCAACCGUUGCCAUUUUUAGACUAAAUUUUGAAUGGCAGAUUUGACUUUGCCACAUCUCAGUGUUAAGUAAAUAGACCCCUUAAUAUCACAUUUGUAAUUCAAGGCUUGUUCCAAAGCCCACUGC
Pelobates fuscus (common spadefoot toad) is the source of this 2272-nucleotide messenger RNA. It is a transcript of the gene PAQR9, whose product is annotated as progestin and adipoQ receptor family member 9. Gene Ontology annotation, cellular component: membrane. The record is from RefSeq and is a predicted model, not a curated record. NCBI's taxonomy places the organism in Eukaryota, Metazoa, Chordata, Amphibia, Anura, Pelobatidae. The coding region runs from base 1 to 1050 and encodes 349 amino acids. Gene Ontology annotation, molecular function: signaling receptor activity. The transcript has a single exon.